UGCAAUUUAUUUUGAAUCAGAACAUAUACGACCAUGUUCCGAUUACUAUUUCUUUUAACCGUAGUCACUUUCGCCUCAGGUGCUAGGCUGUACGCACCUCCGAGGCUGGAUGGUAAAAUUGUUGGCGGAAAACCCGUCAAGAUUGAGGAAUAUCCAUACCAAGUUUCUUUGCAAUAUUACGGCAGUCAUAUUUGUGGGGGUUCCAUUAUUGGACCAAACAAAGUGCUUACUGCGGCCCACUGUACCAGCGGCUCAUCUGCCAGCUCAUUAUCAUUUCGUCACUCCAGCACCUACCGAGGUUCUGAAGGUGUCGUGAUCAAGGUGGCUAGUAUUGCAUAGAAUCCAGCCUACAAUCCAUC
Molecule: messenger RNA, 359 nt
Organism: Photinus pyralis (common eastern firefly)
Lineage: Eukaryota; Metazoa; Arthropoda; Insecta; Coleoptera; Lampyridae
Product: trypsin alpha-like
Exons: 3
Coding region: 34-339 (101 amino acids)
Biological process (GO): proteolysis
Molecular function (GO): serine-type endopeptidase activity
Source: RefSeq, a predicted model, not a curated record